AUCCUCUGAAAUGCGUUCUCUUGUCCAUAAACGAGUUCAUACCCAAAUCUCUUACAAUUGUUAUAAAUGUAUAUCAACUCCAGCUGCCAUUGAACCCCCAUCCAUUUGCAGCGUAGAAAAUGAUGAAACAAAUCCAACUUUCUCUAAUCCUUCUAGCCUUUUCAUCGAUGACAGAAGAUCAAUACUCUCUACUAUCAAAAGCCCCAAACUUUUGCAUGCCCAUUUGCUCAGAUCAUCAAAACUUCAAUCCGAUAUCACUGUUAUAAAUCUUUUGCUUGAUGGGUACUGCAAAUGUGGUUCAAUGGAAGAAGCUGUCAAACUGUUUGGUGAAAUGCCCGAACCAACCGUAACUUCAUGGAAUACUAUGAUCCAUGGGUUCAAUUACAACAGGUUGUUUGAGAGUUCUUGGUUAUGGUUUCGAAACAUGUGGCUGUCGGGUUCGGAACCCGAUGAGAUUAGUUAUAGAAGGGUGCUUUCGGCUUGUGUUGCUAUGCAAAGUACUACGUUCGGCAAGCAGGUUUAUUCAGUUACGAUGAAAAAUGGGUUCUUUUCGAAUGGAUACGUUCGUACUGGAAUUAUUGAUUUAUUUUCAAAAUGUCGUGCCUUUCGGGAUGCGUUGAGGGUGUUUUAUGACGUAUCGACUUGUGAGAAUGUGGUAUGUUGGAAUGCUAUUAUAUCUGCAGCUGUUAAGAACGAAGAAAAUUGGGUUGCUUUGGAUCUUCUUGUUCAAAUGAGAAAGCGGUUUUUGAUGCCUAACAGGUUUACCUUCUCGAGUGUUUUGACAGCUUGUGCUGCACUUAAUGAGGUUGAGAUCGGAAAAGAAGUUCACGGGUGGAUCGUUAAAUGUGGCGCCGAAGAUGUCUUUGUCGGAACUGCCUUGAUUGACUUGUAUGUCAAGUGUGGAGACAUGGGUGAAGCUGUGAAUUCAUUCUCAUGGAUGCCUAUGCUAAAUGUUGCUUCUUGGACUGCUAUAAUUUCUGGAUUUGUGCAGACAGAUGAUUGUGUCAAUGCCCUUGAACUUUUUAAAGAAAUGAGAGACGUAAAUGUGGAAAUAAACAGCUAUACAGCUACUGCUGUUAUUUCUGCCUGUGCUAAACUAAACAUGAUCGAAGAGGCUAUGCAAAUCCAUUCGUGGAUUAUAAAGAGUGGAUUUUUUAUGCAUUCAGUAAUACAAGCUGCUUUGGUCAACAUGUAUUCGAAAAUAGGAUUCAGUAAUAUGGCUGACAUAGUGUACAAAGAGAUGGAAAGCAUGAGGAUUCCAGCAGAUACAUUAGCUGUGUUGAUUUCUUCUUUUGCUCAGAAACAGAGUUCUCAACAAGUAAUUGAAUUAUUAAGGAGACUGUUAAAGGACGGCGCAAGACCAGAUAAGUCUUGUACUUCUAGUGUCAUAAGUGUGAUAGAAUGUAUAAAACUGGGGAGGCAGAUGCACUGUUACACUCUUAAAACCGGGUUGAUCUUCGAUCUUUCUGUGGAGACUUCUCUUUUCACAAUGUACUCGAAAUGUGGUAGUUUAGAAGACUCAUUAAAGGUAUUUCAGAGUAUGCCUGUCCAUGACAAUAUUUCAUGGGCUUCAAUGAUUGCUGGGUUUACAGAACAUGGUUAUGCAGAAGAAGCUGUUCAGAUGUUCAAAGACAUGAAAUCUGAGGGCAUCAGACCUGAUAAAAUAACUCUAUCUGCAAUUCUUUCUGCAUGCUCGUCUCUUUAUUCUCUGCGAAAAGGCAUGGAAAUUCAUGGGUAUGCAAUCUGUGCAGGUCUCGGCAAUGAAGCACUUAUUUGUAGCACACUUAUAACUGUAUACGCAAAAUGCAGAGCACUACGAUUAGCAAGAAAGGUAUUUGACAUGCUUGUCCCAAAAGAUCUUGUAUCGUACUCGUCCUUGAUUUCGGGGUAUGCCCAAAGUGGUUUAGUUCAAGAUGCAGUGUUGCUUUUUCGUGCAAUGAUGAAGUCUAAUUUGGCAGUAAACUCAUAUAUACUUUCACCUGUCCUUAGGGCUUGUGCAUUUCCAGAUGAAUCAGGCAUUGGGACUCAACUGCAUUCACUUGCCGUAAAAGUAGGCUUAGUUUCAGAAGUUUCUGUUGGAAGUUCACUUGCUACAAUGUACUCUGAAUGUGGGAGCAUUAAAGAUUGUGAAAAUGUAUUCAACGAGAUCAAUAAACCUGAUUUGGUAGGUUGGACAGCUAUUAUAUCAAGCUAUGCUCAGCAUGGAAAAGGUUUAGAGGCCUUAAGAAUCUUUGAGCUCAUGAAGAAAGAAGGAAUCAGCCCUGACUCAAUAACUUUCGUUAAGGUUUUAUCUGCCUGCAGUCAUAGUGGGCUUACUGAAGAAGGUUACUACUAUCUAAACUCAAUGGCCAAAGACUACGGAAUUCAACCUAAUUACCGACACCAUGCCUGCAUGGUUGAUAUUCUUGGUCGGUCUGGGAAACUGAGAGAGGCUGAAGAGUUUUUAAACAAUAUGCCUACUGAACCUGAUGCCUUCAUUUGGGGAACUCUACUUGCUGCUUGUAAAGUACAUAGAAAUGUUGAACUCGGAAGGUUGGCAGCAAAGAAGCUCAUCGAGUUACAACCUUGUAACGCUGGAGCUUAUGUUUCCUUAUCUAAUAUCUGUGCUGACAUAGGUCAGUGGGAAGGAGUCCUAGAGAUCAGAAGCCUGAUGGAGGGAAGUGGAGCGAGGAAGGAAACCGGUCGGAGUUCUAUCUAAUAUCUGUGCUGACAUAGGUCAGUGGGAAGGAGUUGUAGAGAUCAGAAGCCUGACGGAGGGAAGUGGGGUGAGGAAGG
This is a messenger RNA of Hibiscus syriacus, 2775 nucleotides long. Its product is annotated as pentatricopeptide repeat-containing protein At1g74600, chloroplastic-like. Gene Ontology annotation, cellular component: intracellular membrane-bounded organelle. The record is from RefSeq and is a predicted model, not a curated record. Gene Ontology annotation, molecular function: RNA binding; protein binding. Lineage: Eukaryota; Viridiplantae; Streptophyta; Magnoliopsida; Malvales; Malvaceae. Gene Ontology annotation, biological process: RNA modification.